Phacochoerus africanus (Common warthog) is the source of this 2259-nucleotide messenger RNA. It is a transcript of the gene LPXN, whose product is annotated as leupaxin. Bases 101 to 1261 code for a protein of 386 amino acids. The transcript has 9 exons. Lineage: Eukaryota; Metazoa; Chordata; Mammalia; Artiodactyla; Suidae. Gene Ontology annotation, biological process: negative regulation of B cell receptor signaling pathway; transforming growth factor beta receptor signaling pathway; endothelial cell migration. The record is from RefSeq and is a predicted model, not a curated record.
GUGCUGCCUCAUUCAGUUCCUUUGUGGUCCUGUUCUUCAGCACUUGCCAAAGCAGUUCCUCACAACCUGUGGUACCAGGGCAUCUUGGGUGUGACAGACAAUGGAAGAGUUGGAUGCCUUGUUGGAGGAACUGGAACACUCCACCCUUCAGGAGAGUGAUGAAUACUCCAGCCCAGCCUCUCUUUCCCUGGAUGGGCAUUCCAAAAAGGAGAGUGACCUCGCUGAGACUUCAAAGGUCCCUUCUGUUCAGGAUGACACAAGUUCCUUUUCGGUGCAGCUCGUGUAUACCACCAACAUCCAGGAGCCCAGAGUCUACAGUGAGGUCCAAGAGCCAAAGGAGUCACCACCACCUCCUAAAACCUCAGCAGCGGCUCAGUUGGAUGAGCUCAUGGCCCACCUGUGUGAAAUGCAGAUCCAGGGUACAGUGAAAGCAGAUGCCAGCAAGAAACACUUACCAGAAAAGCAGGAUCCCAAGACCUCCCUGGACUCAAUGUUGGGGGGUUUGGAGCAGGAACUGCAGGACCUCGGAAUUGCCACAGUGCCCAAGGGCCAUUGUGCUUCCUGCCAGAAACCGAUCGCUGGAAAGAUGAUCCAUGCUCUAGGGCAAGCGUGGCAUCCAGAGCACUUCGUCUGCGCUCACUGCAAAGAAGAGAUUGGCUCCAGUCCCUUCUUUGAGCGGACUGGCCUGGCCUACUGCUCCAAGGACUACCACCACCUUUUUUCUCCACGUUGUGCUUACUGUGCUGCUCCCAUCCUGGGUAAAGUACUGACGGCCAUGAACCAAACCUGGCAUCCUGAGCACUUCUUCUGCGCUCACUGCGGAGAGGUGUUUGGUGCAGAAGGUUUUCAUGAGAAGGACAAGAAGCCAUAUUGCCGGAAGGAUUUCUUAGCCAUGUUUUCACCCAAGUGUGGGGGCUGCAACCGCCCGGUGUUAGAAAACUACCUCUCCGCCAUGGACACUGUUUGGCACCCAGAGUGCUUUGUUUGUGGGGACUGCUUUAGCAGUUUUUCUACCGGCUCCUUCUUUGAACUGGAUGGGCGUCCCUUCUGUGAGCUCCAUUACCAUCAACGCCGAGGAACCCUCUGCCAUGGGUGUGGGCAGCCCAUCACUGGCCGCUGCAUCAGUGCCAUGGGCUACAAGUUCCAUCCUGAGCACUUCGUGUGUGAUUUCUGCCUGAUGCAGCUGUCGAAGGGCAUCUUCAGGGAGCAGAAUGACAAGACCUAUUGUCAGCCCUGCUUCAAUAAGCUCUUCACACAGUAAUCUCAGCUGAACCCAGAUUUGCUAGAAAAUGUAAACCAAGAGAGGAAAAAGUAUAUUUGUAGUUACUGAUCUUCUGCUCAAUAGGCUUAUAGAGAAAGCAAAGGUGAUGAACAAAGAAGGUAACAUCUCAAUAUUACAUGGCUGGGCUUAUAGUCUUAAGUUUUGAUUUUUUGUCUUUUUUGUUUGUUUGUUUGUACUUUAAAUCAGGUACUUGAAUUUAGAUCUGGCAUAUGCUAUCUAGUGCCUCUGCAGAUGUGUUUUCUCCAUACACAAAUUCCUUCCACCACGGGUGUACUCGGAUUUCUUCAUUUUCAACCCUAUGAUGGCCUUACUGGUACCUUCUCUUUUUUGGUCCUCAUAAAUGGGUCUUUUAAGCUACUCACAUUUCCCUGUGACUCACUUUCCCACAGUCACUGCCGUGGACUUUAUUCUUGCUGUUAGAAAUCAUGACAGGACUCUUAAGCUCCUUGCAUUUCCCUUCAGGGUAUUUCUCUUUUUUCAAGAGAAAGUAGAUUUUAACUGGACAACUUUGAAUACUGACAUCAUUGAUAAAUAAAGUAGCUUGCAGUUUUGAUGAUGUAAUGUCACAUUAGUUUAGUAAAUAAACUUUCUGCUUCCCAUGUUAGGUGCUAGGCACAAUGUACAAUUAAAUUUGUAUCUUACCUCUUGUUUAUUUCUAUCCAAUAGGCACUUUUGUUUAAAUCAAAAGAAAUUAGAAGAGGGGAUUCCUCGUCACUAACUUUUUUCUUAAUUUGGGCUCCUGACUUUACUUUUUGCACUUAGAUGACGGAUUCGAUGACAGAUCUUCUUAAAAUUGUUUUCAUCAUUUUGCUUAUCUGUGGGGGAAAAAAAACAAUUUCCACUGGGCACUUGCAAAUUCAUAUUUGCAUGUAUAAGCUUAUCUCUGAACUCAUUUAAAUUGUAUAUGUUAUAUGUGUCAAAUUUUCUUGCAUAUCGAUUUUAUCUCAAUAAAGCUGUUUAAAAAAAGGGAGCAUACA